Plodia interpunctella (Indianmeal moth) is the source of this 3257-nucleotide messenger RNA. RefSeq names its product facilitated trehalose transporter Tret1-like. The transcript is spliced from 8 exons. Lineage: Eukaryota; Metazoa; Arthropoda; Insecta; Lepidoptera; Pyralidae. Gene Ontology annotation, biological process: transmembrane transport. Gene Ontology annotation, cellular component: membrane. Bases 224 to 1603 code for a protein of 459 amino acids. The record is from RefSeq and is a predicted model, not a curated record. Gene Ontology annotation, molecular function: transmembrane transporter activity.
AGUCUGACUACCAUGAUCGGCGGAAGCCGUAUAUUAAUUAAUAAUUUGAUAUCGAAAUUACAUCGUCGAAAUUUAUGACAUAAAAACGACUUAUAAAUAACUAUUAAUUAUAUAAUUGUACACAAUAUUUCCAAUAACAAGUUUUAUAAUCGUGUUAUGUAUGAUAUAACCUCAAAAUACUUAUUUGUGAUUUUUUCCCGGGUUAUCUAGUGAUUUUGCCAAAAUGGAAAGAAAUAUAGAAUGUAGCUCGAAGAAACAAAUUAUUACGGCAUUGUUAGCAACCAUACCAUCUUUCACGUAUGGCAUCCAAAUCGGCUGGCUGUCGCCCAUGGCGUCGCUACUCCUGGCGCCCGGCCUCACGACUGAGCCAGUCACUGCCCAGGUCAUAUCCUGGAUGGCUGCAGCCUUGCCCCUGGCUGGGAUAUGCGGGAUACCCUUCUUUAGCUUCGCCUCUGACAGAUUUGGGAGGAAGAUCUGUAUCAUUGGAGCUUCGCUGCUGUCUUGUAUAUCCUGGGCCAUCAAACUGACAUGGAUCACGCCCCCGGGCCUCAUCAUAGCCAGGAUAAUGGCUGGGUUCGCUGCAGCGGGCUGCUUCGUGGUCGUCCCUGUGUACAUCAGGGAAAUCGCUGAGAGCAACUUGAGAGGCGCUUUGGGAUCUCUUGUGAUGACCGUCUGCAAGCUCGGGGUCAUCUUUGUCUAUGCCGUCGGGAUGUCGCUGAGUUACGCCGGAAACCAAGCAGUUUACUUGUCUCUAGCGGUAACCCACGUGGUGCUGUUUUGUUUUAUGCCCGAAUCCCCCAAUUAUCUGUUGAAGAUUGGCAAAGAAAAGGAAGCCAUCAGAACCGUGGCGUGGUUGCGGAGUAUACCCAAGUCCUGUAAACUCGUCAGCGACGAGCUGGAGAGGCUGAAGGUCGAACAGCGGAGCUUCGACGAAGCUCCGGCGGUCACCAUCACGAGCGUCGUGCGUGACAAAGCGACUUUCCCAGCGCUGCGCAUGGUAAUGAUGCUGAUGGCCAUGCAGACGCUGUCCGGGUGCUUCGCCCUCAUGAACUACGCGGCGGACGUGUUCCGGCGCGCGGGCACCGAGUGGAGCCCUAACAUGCUGGCGCUAUUCAUGGGCUCCUUGCAGCUGGUCGGGGCGUUCUUCACGACGAUGUCCAUUGAGAAGUUUGGCAGAAAGAUUCCGCUGGCAAUCAGCUCGCUAUUAGUCUCCCUGUGCAUGGCGACCCUGGCCACCUGUUUCCUGGUCGGCACCGAGACAGUGCCGUGGCUGCCUGUGGUGGCCGUAUGCUUGUGCAUCCUGGCGUAUGGAGUGGGCCUCGCGCCCGUGCCGAUGGUCGUCAUGGCUGAGGUGUUUACAUUUCAGAUGCGCGCGCGCAUGGCGGGCGCCUCAAUGGCUUUCUCUUUCUUCUGCAGCUCCAUGACUGUCAUCUUCUACACGCCAGUCGCGAACCAGUUCGGUCCAUAUGUUGUAUUCUAUACCUUCGCUGCGGUAACUCUGUAUGGGUUUUUGUAUACUAUACUGUGGGUGCCGGAGACGAAAGGAAAGAGCUUGGAGCAGAUUCAGAGCUAUUGGAAGAAACCAGAACCGGUUUUUGUAUAGGAUUGUAGUAUAAGAAUGCCUACUAAGACCUCACGUAUGUAAAUGUAGUGAAAAGUUGUGACUAGGGAUGUGCCGUUCUGGAAAAUCGGUCAGAAACGACACGGAAAUUUUCUUGGAAACUCCUUGAGAAAUUUAUCUUCAGGGAACAGAUAUCAUCGGUAUUUUCCAGGAAAGAAAAUUACACAACACAAGGUUUAUCGCAGUCUCACUUUUUCUCAUACAAUACUCGUGUGACAUUUUGCGGCACUAUCAAAGUGGGUUUAGUCUAGUCGACUGAAAUUUAUUUAUUUAUACAAUUAGGUAUGUACAUAGAUAAGGUAAUUUAGCGAAACCUAAAAAUAUUUGGGAUAGUACUUACCAAAAAUUUCAAUAAGUGCUUAUGUCGGCUCCACACUAUCGCCGAACUUUACCGAUUCAACAUACAUUGUUGGUUCUUCAUAACGGUAAAUAGAACCACACAAUGUUCACGCGUUAGCGUCCGCUUCUGUACGAGUGUGGCGAUCAUUUACGUACACUGUUCAAAUGAGUUUCUUUCGGCAUUUCUUCUCAGCAGUGGUCGUUUCGAAAUGCCAGUAAUUUGUGGCUUGUGAGAAAUUACUAUUUAAUAUAAAAAAUUAAGUGAAAAAGUACCUGUUAAGGUCUAAUUUCCGAAUGAUUUGAAUUUGUACUUUUAUGACACUUAUGGGAAAUUAAAAUAAGUACAUAUUUACCUUAUUAGUGUUCUCCAUUUAUUAAUCAUGCUAGUCAGGCUAAGUGGGCUGGGUACUAUUCGGAGAAUACACAAAAAUACUAGACUAGUUACUUAUCAGCAUAUUUUCAAUAUUUUGCUAUCAUUAUAACACGUCACACUGGAUUACUCAUCGAAUACAAAUCUGACGCAACACGUCGAAAGCAAUAAAUAUACUAAAUAGACAAAUUUUGUGUACAACACAGGAACAUUGCGUAGCUUAUAUGACUUUUAUUACCACAAUUAAAGACCAGCAUUGUAUGCCGAAUACGUCAAAGUUCGGUAAACUUGUCCGCGAUAGUGUGGAGCCAGCAUAAGUUUAAUUUUACUAAAUACAAAGAAUUAUAAAAUAUUUAUACGUAAACAAAUAGUGAUGUAGGUGCCUAAAACAUUGACCAAAAUACAUAGAGAGGAUGUUCCUCAACUCUGUCAUCAAUAUGAAAACUAUGUUUUAUGAUAUCAUUUACAAAUGAGCUCAAAUAUAGCAUUUAAGGAUUGUAAUUUAGUUGUAUUUUAAAAAACAAGUGAUAGAAGUCAAAUCCUGAGAAGAACGAAUGAUACUGAACAACUAAACCCAAAACUACUACCAAAGAUACUAAUAAAGUAUCUUAUCUCUCUUAAAAUAGGGUAAUUGCCUGUGUAUAAAAUAAAAGAAUGUCACUUGAUCAAUAUUAUUUAUAGUAUGUAAGUACUUAACGCAUUUAGUAUGUUUUGUUCUCAUUAAAGUUUAACAUAAAUCGUUUUUUUUAUUCCAACAUUUGCGGCAUUUCUUGUGUUGUUGACUCAUGGAAAAAUAUCUGUAUUGACUUGAUGUCAACUACCACUAUUGUGGACUAUUGUCUGUUUUAAUUUUAUGAAUUAUGUACAGUUGUAAUUCAGUAAUGUAAUAAAAGACAUACCAAAUAAAAUACACAAUUUAUAUGUUUA